Messenger RNA from Anopheles nili, 4059 nucleotides. It is a transcript of the gene nolo, whose product is annotated as protein madd-4. Gene Ontology annotation, cellular component: extracellular matrix. The record is from RefSeq and is a predicted model, not a curated record. Gene Ontology annotation, molecular function: metalloendopeptidase activity. Gene Ontology annotation, biological process: extracellular matrix organization. NCBI's taxonomy places the organism in Eukaryota, Metazoa, Arthropoda, Insecta, Diptera, Culicidae. The transcript has 18 exons. Bases 1 to 4059 code for a protein of 1352 amino acids.
AUGGCAUACUCGAAUGCCGGACGCCGAAGGACACCCGGCAAGGACAAAUAUUUGCCAGUCAGUCCGGUUCGGGACUGCGAUAUGAUUUACUGCAGCCGGCCGCUCGCAGCUAAAGCUAAGCAGUUGCUUCUACCCAUUUCUUCUUUUCUCAUUUUGCAGUGUCUGAUCCUAACGCUGGCCAAGGCAACACACAAAGAUAACCGAGGUGGCUCCAAUGAAACCCUAAGCACUUGGUCACCGUCGGGUGCGGAUCUCGAGGAUGAAGACGACGAGGAAGUACAGAAACGAGCAAAAGCGCAAGGUUGGUCAUCCUGGACGGAGUGGUCAACCUGUUCGCGUUCGUGCGAUGGUGGCGUAGCGUACCAGCUGCGUCGAUGCCACGCGCCCCACGGCUGCAAAGGUGACGCUGUGCGGUACAAAAUCUGCAACAUGCAGCCCUGCCCGGAGCAGCAGGAUUUCCGUGCCCACCAGUGUUCGGCGUACGACGACGUGCCCUACGAUGGAGCCCUGCUAAAGUGGACCCCACACUACGACUACUCCGAACCGUGUGCCCUCACCUGCCGAGGUCGGCCACAGCACCUGCUCGAGGAUAUGCCCGAUUCGGCCGGGACCGGCGAAUCCUUCCCCAUCAGCGACGACGAACCGAGCGUCAUCGUGCAGCUCUCCAAUCGAGUGCAGGACGGCACCAGAUGUCGCCCGGGCAGUCUCGACAUGUGCAUCCAGGGAAAGUGUCAGCGCGUCGGGUGUGACCUCAAGAUUGGUUCGACCAAGAAGAUCGACGUGUGUGGUGUGUGCGGUGGCGAUGGCACCUCCUGCACGCAACCACUCUACCAGUGGGAAAUAGCACCGAUGUCACUCUGCUCCGUGACCUGUGGAGGCGGUUACAAGAUGGCCAUGCCGACCUGCCGGAAUCGAGUGACCGGGGUGGACGUGGAGGAGUCCCUCUGCAAUGCCUCCUCCCGACCCGAACCUACCGUCGUUCAGUGCAACACCCAUCUCUGUCCUCCGAAAUGGGUGAUGGAUGACUGGCGGUCCUGUUCGAAGCCCUGCGGUGGUGGUAUCCGCGAACGAGUGGUGGCGUGCGCGGAGGAGAGCAAUGGCGCCAAGAACAAGGUCCCGGACGAGGCUUGUCGAGGGGUGCGACCGAAAAACCAGGAACCCUGCAACGUCCAGGAGUGCCCGAAAUGGAUCGUCGGCGAAUGGAGUGGGUGCUCGGUGUCCUGUGGCGGUGGUAUUCAGGUGCGCAGCGUCGAGUGCAUGGACACGAAUGGUCAUUACAGUGCGCAGUGUGAACCGGGAGCAAAACCCGUCACUGGCCAACCCUGUACCACCGGAAUCAUCUGUAACGCGGGCUCAGUAUCAUCGUUGGCCAGCGCAACGACUGGCUCAACUGGAGGAACGACGGUGCCGGUCUCGUCGAACGCAGGCAUUAUUGCCGUACCACCUUCAUCUGCCUCCGAUUACGAUGCUGCGAUGACGCUGGGUGGUGGUGAUGGUGAAAACGAACGAGCCAGCAUCGCCGCCAUGAUGAAGGAGAAAGCCGCGAUGCACCACGACCGCGAUCCGACGCUGAUGACGUACAACGAUCAGCCGUACUACGCGCAACCACUGCGCCAGGAUCGGCUGCCUAAGGCGGAGAAAAUCGUUUCCCAGCGGGUGCCAAGUGAAGCCACCUUCAUUCAGGACACCGAAUGGUCACCGUGCAGCGUGACGUGCGGCGAGGGCAUCCGCCGGAAGCCGUUCCGGUGCAAGAUUUUUCUCGAAUUUUCCAAACGCGUCGCGGUGCUGAACGAUUCACUCUGCCACGCCUACAAACCGCUGGACGAGGUGGAACGUUGCGUCAUGGAACCGUGCUCGUACUCGCACAAUUUCGAGGAGCCCUAUCUCAAGGAUGGGAGUCGGCAGAGUCUAGAAAGCAUUAAGGUGCAUGCGGCCGUCCCAGGAAAGACGUACUCGUGGCGCGAAGAAGGCUACACCAGCUGCAGUGCGUCGUGUUUGGGUGGUGUCGAGGAGCUGAUCAUUAACUGCGUGCGAGAUGAUACGGGCAAGAUCGUGUCACCGUUCCUGUGCUCACCGGAGACGAAACCGGAAGCGCGUAUUCGCACCUGCAACGAUAUUCCGUGUCCACCGCGCUGGAACUACUCCGAAUUCACGCCCUGCUCGAAGUCGUGUGGUUUUGGCAUACAAACGCGCGAGGUCACGUGCAUCCAUGAGGUGACGCGUGGUGGCGAGAACACGAUGAUCGUCCCGAACAGCAUGUGUACGACGAAACCGCAGCCAGAUCGACAGUACUGCAACAUCAUCGAUUGCCCCGUCCGGUGGGAGGUAUCCGAGUGGAGCAAGUGUUCAAAGUCCUGCGGUGGUGGAUUCAAGGAACGGCGUGUCGAAUGCAAGCAGAUCAUGGCACAAGAGCACAAAGUCGAGCGACCAGCUUCGAUGUGUCCGAGUAGCAAGCCUCCAGAUAAGAAACCAUGUAAUGCGAAAGCAUGCGCUCCCGAAGACCAGCGGCCACCGAUCGCUGGCACGAACUCCACCUUCAUCCAGCACGACCCGAAGAAGAACAAGAUCACGCUCAAGAUCGGUGGUGCGGCGACCGUUUUCUAUGGCACGCAGGUCAAGAUCAAGUGCCCAGUGAAGCGCUUCAAUCGUACGAAGAUCCGCUGGACGAAGGACCAACAACCGCUGCUGAAGACGAAGAAGAUCAAGAUGUCGAAGAAGGGAGCACUGCGUGUGUUGGACGUGACGUUCCGGGAAGCUGGAAUCUACACGUGCCAUGCUGGGUUGAGCCACGCAGACCUUAAGCUGGCGGUGAAAGCACGUCCGGGCGGUGAUAAUCAACCGAAUGAGGAGCACGAUCGGCAUCGAGGCGCGGAUCCAAAUGCGCUGUUAGCGAACACGUACGCGAUGGGGAAUGGGAACGAGGACGAAAAAAGCGGCCGCAAAAACCGAGAUCGAAAUCGAGGGAGAAAUCGACAACGACAGCAACAGGACACGCUGCUAACCGAGCACGGCGACGGAACGGAUGACGAGCCCAUACGGUCACACUCGCAAAUGACCGUUUCCGGUGGUGCGGUGCCGUCCGAUGCGACGGCCGCAGCCAGCUCCGGUACCCGCGCGAUGCCGAUGCCCCACUUUCAGCAUCUUCUGGCCGGCCUACAGCUUCUUUGGCCGUUUCAGACAUUUGGCGGCGGGAAGCACUACGCCCACCAUCAGCAGUACCUUGACGAGCGUGGGUAUGACCCGUACGAUGGGUCGAUCGGUCGUGGAGAUCCGGAAGAGGAACCACCUCGACCGCUGAACGUGUACCAGCUGUUAAAAUCGCGCCACACCAGCGACUCCGUGGAUGAACCGAUGAGUCAUGACGGUCAGGCGACCGAGGGUUACGAGUUUGAGUGGAUGACUACACCGUGGUCCGAGUGUUCGCAGACUUGUGGUGCUAAUGGAGGUGGCUAUAAGCUCCGUUCCGCCCACUGCAUGCUGCGGAUGAGUAAUGCAAGCCGCACGGUCGACAACAGCUUCUGCGAGGACGCUGGUCUGCCGAUACCGGAAACAGUCGACAAAUGCGGCAACAUUGACUGCCCGCGUUGGGUCACGACCGACUGGACCGGGUGCCAGCAGUCCAAGUGCUUCUCGUGGCACACUGCGCUCCAGCGACGCGACGUCUUCUGCCAGUAUGAUGGCGAUCGGAGUGACGAGAAGGUGUGCGAGGACCAGGAAAAACCCGUCACCAAGCAGGAAUGCUACAACGAGCUGUGUAAGGGCGUUUGGCGCGUCGAACCGUGGUCGGACUGCAAUGCGGCCUGCGAAGGUCAAGGCAUCAAGUACAGGAUACUGCAGUGCGUUUGGUACGGGACAAAGAAAGCGGCCGGAAGUGCGUGCCGCGAGCUUCCGCGACCAGCGGUUAUGAAAGUUUGUAAAGGACCACCAUGCAUUUCGAACUUGUCGGAAUGUAAAGACUUGUCGAGGUACUGUAAAAAUGUAAAAAGCAUGGGCCUUUGUAGACUGCACCGUUACCAGCAACAGUGUUGCAAGACUUGUAGGUUUAACAUUUACAACUAA